AUGCACCAAAACCAACACAACAACCAACAGUUCAAAAUCCAGCACAACAACCAACAGUUCAAAAUCCAGCACAACAACCAACAGUUCAAAAUCCAGCACAACAACCAACAGUUCAAAAUCCAGCACAACAACCAACAGUUCAAAAUCCAGCACAACAACCAACAGUUCAAAAUCCAGCACAACAACAACCACAAACAGAGCAAGGACAUAAAAGAAGUAGAGAACAAGGAAACCAAGAAUUCUUAA
Trichomonas vaginalis G3 is the source of this 246-nucleotide messenger RNA. RefSeq lists its product as uncharacterized. Lineage: Eukaryota; Parabasalia; Trichomonadida; Trichomonadidae. The record is from RefSeq and is a predicted model, not a curated record. The transcript has a single exon. Bases 1 to 246 code for a protein of 81 amino acids.